Molecule: messenger RNA, 729 nt
Organism: Cucumis melo (muskmelon)
Lineage: Eukaryota; Viridiplantae; Streptophyta; Magnoliopsida; Cucurbitales; Cucurbitaceae
Product: 3-ketoacyl-CoA thiolase 1, peroxisomal-like
Exons: 4
Coding region: 177-482 (101 amino acids)
Biological process (GO): phenylacetate catabolic process; fatty acid beta-oxidation
Cellular component (GO): peroxisome
Molecular function (GO): acetyl-CoA C-acyltransferase activity
Source: RefSeq, a predicted model, not a curated record
GUUGUGCAACAUGCUUUCCACUAUCCAUAAUUUCUCUUGAAACGCACUCCUUCAUGAGACAUUGAGGAAGAUUAAACAUAGUUUGGCAAAAUAAAUGCUUUCUUUUGGGUACUGGUUUCAGGCUUCUAAAAAAUAAAGAUCAUUGGACUAUUUGAGGGACCUUUUCUGCUGUAGGUAUGAAUCCUACUAUCAUGGUUGUUAGCCUGGCUGUUGCAAUUCUAGCUGCUAUCAAGGUUGCUGGACAUGAAUCGAAUGAUAUUUAUCUUUUUGAGAUAAAAAAGGCAUUUGCAUCCCAAUUUGUGUAUUGUCGUAAUAAGUUGGGGCUACAUCCAGAAAAGAUUAAUGCCAAUGGAGGAGCAAUUACCAUUGUACAUCUACAUGGUGCAACAGGGAAAGGAAGAAGAGAAGGGGAAGAUAAACAUAAGUUGAGAUUUCCGAAACAUAUAAAGAUUAAGAUCGUUAGAGGGAAUAACUGGACAUGAAGUUGUGUGAAUUUUGAUGAGUUCUUGCGUAAUCCUGGCAAUGGUGGUGGAUUUUUGAAGCUUUACGAAUCUAAUGAUCGACCAAACUUACCGAGGCCGCCAUGAUCGAAUUUAUUCACUUCGGUUCUUCUCUUUUUCAGUUUAUCAGUUUUGUUGUGAUGUAUUGAGUUUUCUAAAACAGGGUAGUUUUUUGUUUAGAUUUGUUCUCAAAGGAUUUUUUUUCCUUUAUAAACAAAAUCGGAAUGCA